AAAAACAGAGUGUUGUUUCAUAACAGGACUGCAGUCAGUGCAGCUUCACCUCCGACACUCUGCGCCGCAUCUCCCCACAAAUGGCAGGUCUGAAGAAAGUCUGCAUCGUGGGCUCCGGGAACUGGGGCUCUGCCAUUGCCAAGAUCGUUGGUGCCAAUGUUGCUCACAAUCCCAAAUUUGACAACACAGUAAAAAUGUGGGUUUUUGAGGAGAUUGUGAAUGGGCGCAAGCUGACCGAAAUAAUCAACACCAGCCAUGAAAAUGUGAAGUACCUUCCUGGACACAAGCUGCCAACUAAUGUGCUGGCGGUGCCGGACCUGGUGGAAGCAUCCAGCGAUGCAGAUAUUUUGGUGUUUGUGAUCCCGCACCAGUUUAUCGGCAAAGUGUGUGACACAAUAAAGGGCAAGAUUAAAAGUGAUGCGCUCGGAAUAUCUCUCAUUAAGGGCGUAGACGAGGGGCCUGAUGGAUUGAAACUCAUCUCUGAUGUAAUCCAGGAGAAGCUCGGUAUCACAAUGAGCGUUCUGAUGGGAGCCAACAUUGCCAAUGAGGUUGCUGAUGAGAAGUUCUGUGAGACUACUAUUGGCUGUAAGAAUAAAAACCACGGGACUCUCCUAAAGGAGCUCAUGCAGACCAACAACUUCAGAGUGACUGUAGUUGAGGAGUACGAUGUGGUGGAAAUCUGUGGAGCCCUGAAGAACAUUGUUGCGGUGGGCGCAGGUUUCUGCGACGGUCUGGGCUUCGGGGACAACACGAAGGCAGCGGUGAUCAGGCUGGGCCUGAUGGAGAUGAUUGCUUUCGCAAGGAUUUUCUGCAAAGUUGGGCCCGUUUCCUCGGCGACCUUCCUGGAGAGCUGCGGUGUGGCCGACCUCAUCACAACAUGCUACGGCGGCCGCAACCGCAGAGUAGCUGAAGCUUUCGUGAAGACAGGGAAAUCCAUCGAGGAACUGGAGAAAGAGAUGCUGAAUGGGCAGAAGCUGCAGGGACCAGCAACAGCAGCUGAGGUUUAUCUCAUUCUCAAGCACAAAAACCUGGUUGAAAAGUUCCCUCUGUUCAACGCGGUGUAUCAGAUCUGCUUCCAGGGCCAUCCUGUCUCAGAGUUCAUCAGCUGCCUGCAGAACCACCCGGAGCACAUGUGAUGAGGUAAAACUGGCAGAGUGCCUUCUCAACGGGAACACGACCACUUUUCUCCACUCAGAGAAUCCAUGUUGAAAGUGUUAAAGGUCCAUUUCAGACAUAUCAUUUAGGGAUUUAAUCCCAUUUCUGGAUGUGCAGUGAAACUUGAAGGAUAACUUGUUUUGUCCCCACAUGGUGGUCAGACAACUGUUUUUAUUUUUUUAUGCCUGAUCUUAAUCAGAAUUUAUGACGUCCAUUUUUAAAAAUCACAACAAUUAGAAUGAAAUCCACGCUUUGUUGAACAUCUCACAAAAUGUGACUAUCAGUGUUUAUAUGCUAUUACAUAACGAAUCAGCUCUGUUAUUAACAAUUUUUUAAAAAUAGUUUUAUCAUUAAAGCAUUAAUAUUUCCGUCCAGUCAACCACCAUGAGUUAUUGGAUUAUAUGUGUAAUAAGUUUUUUUUUUAUAAUUCUAACAUUACCCUUAUGUACUAUAAAUGGAUGAUGCUUUUAACUUCUAAAACUAAUGUGCCUUAUACUGCAGGGUUGGCCUUUUUUACUGACAUAUAAAAAGGUGAAAUACAAACUCCUUGCAGUUUUUCAAGAGAAACUUCUGGUUUAAAACAGAAGAUGAAACAUUUUCAGUAAUUUGGGUAAAUUACUCUUUAAGUCAGCCAAUUUUCUGUUUAUCAGAAGCCAAAUUUAAAGAUUUAAGAUUUCUUAAAGAGUAAGUACUUUUGGGAAACUGUAAGGAUCUGGUAUUAGUUGCUGCUCUAUGGCUUUAGAUUCAUAAUGAGGUAUAUUUUAAAUAUACAUAAUACAUAAUGAGGGAUGUUUUAAAAGAGCUGUAUUGUCUGUUUAAAAUCCAUCCACUAUGCCAUUUGUUACUGUGAUCCUGCCUGAACUAGUUUGUACUUGCAAUGUGUUAAAGAAAUAUCUUUAUUUGUCUGAAUAAAUCACUCCUGGUGUCAAA
This is a messenger RNA of Girardinichthys multiradiatus, 2085 nucleotides long. Its product is annotated as glycerol-3-phosphate dehydrogenase [NAD(+)], cytoplasmic. Gene Ontology annotation, biological process: carbohydrate metabolic process; glycerol-3-phosphate catabolic process. Lineage: Eukaryota; Metazoa; Chordata; Actinopteri; Cyprinodontiformes; Goodeidae. The coding region runs from base 81 to 1136 and encodes 351 amino acids. Gene Ontology annotation, cellular component: cytosol; glycerol-3-phosphate dehydrogenase (FAD) complex. The record is from RefSeq and is a predicted model, not a curated record. The transcript is spliced from 8 exons. Gene Ontology annotation, molecular function: protein homodimerization activity; glycerol-3-phosphate dehydrogenase [NAD(P)+] activity; NAD binding.